Glossina fuscipes is the source of this 820-nucleotide messenger RNA. RefSeq names its product molybdopterin synthase sulfur carrier subunit (gene Mocs2A). The transcript has a single exon. Gene Ontology annotation, biological process: Mo-molybdopterin cofactor biosynthetic process. The record is from RefSeq and is a predicted model, not a curated record. The coding region runs from base 518 to 796 and encodes 92 amino acids. Lineage: Eukaryota; Metazoa; Arthropoda; Insecta; Diptera; Glossinidae.
UGGUUCAAUACAUUCAAUAAAUUUAUAAUAAUCAAAUCGUCGCCUAUGAUAAAAAGCAAAGUAGAUAUUUCGGUGCUUGUCAUGCCUUUCGCUUUGGGCUUUUUUUAAAUUUCACAGCAAGUUUUGGAUAAUUGAUUUGCUCAAAAGUAGAAGAAAAAAAUUUAACCUAUGAAAAAAGCUUGUUAAGUGCGCAAGGUCGACAUAUGGUUUCGGCUUAUCAGUUUUCAAAAUUUUAUUUUACGCAAACGUUACAACUUUCGCAUCUUCGCUCAAUAUCGACAACGGGAUCAAUCUAAUGUAUGCCGUGCGUUUGUCACAGAAAAACAAAAUAGAAUGAAACACUUAAAAUUGUCUGUAUAAGCAAAAUGAACUAGUUGUUAGCAUCUACAUCCAUUUUAGCCAAUACCUUGUCUCGCAAUAAAGCUCUUUAGAUAUAAAAUAAAUAAUCCACUGGCAGAUGAAUUCAGAAAAGCUCAAGCAAUGAAGUACUUAGUUAUUCUUGUUUGUUAAGAAGACAAUGAGCUCCAGCAACAAUCAACCAAUUAAUGUGCGCUUAUUAUUUUUUGCAAAAACACGUGAAUUGGCCGGCGUUAACGCAACUCCUUAUCAAUUACGUUCACGUAACAUAGUUGUCAGCGAUUUAUUAGAGAAGAUUUGCACAGAUUUUAAUCUUCAAUUGGUUCGUAAUCAUAUAAUUUUGGCUGUCAACGAAAGAUAUUGUGAUAACUUGCAAGAAGUCCUUCAUUUGGAAGAAGAAGACGAAAUUGCUCUUAUACCACCAAUUAGUGGAGGUUAAAAUGAAUCAUCUAUUGUUAACUUA